Molecule: messenger RNA, 1401 nt
Organism: Bufo gargarizans (Asiatic toad)
Lineage: Eukaryota; Metazoa; Chordata; Amphibia; Anura; Bufonidae
Gene: MYADM
Product: myeloid associated differentiation marker
Exons: 2
Coding region: 141-1061 (306 amino acids)
Cellular component (GO): membrane
Source: RefSeq, a predicted model, not a curated record
GUGACGUGCGCUUGUCCCCGGUGCCUGAGCUUUGUCUAUGUGUCCUGUAGCCGCACCCACACACAGCUCCGGGUUCUGCUCAGUCUCGUCUUCUCCUCCGGCCGUGAGCACGCUGUCCGGGCGCAGGAGGUACAUCAACCAUGCCAGUCCAAAAGAGAACCGUGGUGGUGGGCAACACCCAGACCUUAAGGUCACCUGUUGGGAUUGUGCGCAUUCUUGCAGCCAUCUUUGCCUGUGUUACUUUCAGCUUGGUUGUCCACAAUGGAAUUUGGAGUGGCCGAGUUGGAGAAUUGUGCAUGUUCUCCUGGUGUUUCUGUUUCGUAGUUACAAUAAUAAUAAUCAUUGUGGAAUUUGCCGGAGUUCAGAACCGGAUGCCGGUGUCCUGGAAGAACUUUCCAAUCACUUUUGCGAUGUUUGCUGUCCUGAUGUGCCUGUCUGCCUCCAUCCUUUACCCACUGUACUAUCUGGAAGACAAAAGCCAUGCCGGCAAUCGACGCACCUAUGAAAUCGUGGCCACCGUGUUUUCCUGCCUUGCCACUUUGGCCUAUAUCAUUGAAGUGUCCUUGACCAGAGCUCAGCCAGGAGAAGUUUCUGGGUACAUGGCGACUGUUCCUGGACUUCUGAAAGUCAUAGAAAGCUACAUUGCUUGUGUCAUUUUUGUCUUUAUUUCAGAUCCAUCUAUGUAUAAUUCACAUGAGGCACUGAAAUGGUGUUUGGCCGUUUACUGUAUCUGUUUUAUCAUUUCUGUUCUGGUCAUUAUUAUGUGUGUCGGAGAGUGCACAAGCUGGUUGCCCAUUGCUUUUGAGAAGUUCCUCAGUGCCUACGCUCUCCUUGCAGUUCUCCUUUAUAUUACUGCCUUGAUCAUCUGGCCCAUCUACAAGUUUGAUGCCAAGCACGGUGGUGACCGGGGAAGGCCUGGUUACUGCAGUGGUUCUCGUCAAUACGAACUAUGUGCUUAUGAUAAAAGUGUCGCCAUUGCUGUUCUGACAGGUAUCAAUCUUUUAGUUUACAUUAGUGAUCUGGUGCAUUCUGCAAGACUUGUAUUCAUCACAGUUUAUUAAGAGAUCAGGGUUUCAUCCAGCCCUCUUCAUGCUUGCUGUAAUAAUUCCAGAAAAGAACACUUGUCUGAAGGUCAGCUACUUCUUUACGUUAUAUAACAUAUAUCGAAGGUUUUGUUUUAUAAUUAUUAUUUUUUAUUUGAACAAAGGAUCAUGUGACCUUAUUCCAGUCGGGUCAUCCUGAUUUCCUUACUCUCCACACUGCAUCUUCUCACACAAGUUUCAAUGUACUGCACUAGUAUAAGAUGGCCAUUUAGUUGUUUUUCAGUGGGUUACGAGUUUUGCUGCUGCUUGUUGUGUAGAACACAGUAAAUCACAGACCCUUAGGGACUUUUUUUUUCCC